AGAGCAAAAUGCAUAGAGAGAGAUGGACAUGGCAGUGGGAAAAAAGAGGAAAACAACGAGGGAACUAGUUGAUUUCUCGGAGCUGCCGGAAGGCUGCAUAUCCGACUUCAUCGCCCUCACUGGUCCUCGGGACGCCUGCCAGCUCAGUGUGGUCUGCACGGCGUUCAAGUCAGCCGCCGACUCGGACUCCGUCUGGGCGCGGCUGCUGCAGGCGGACGUACACUCCAUGUUUCCUCGAGCCUCCGGUGCUCCACUGCAGUUCUCUUCCCUGAAGCAGCUCUACUUCAGCCUCUGUCACCGCCCGAUCCUCAUCGAUGGCGGGAAACUGAGCUUUUCGUUGAACAGGAGCAGUGGGAAGAAAUGCUACAUGCUCUCCGCGAGGGCGCUCUCGAUCACAUGGGGCGACACUCCGAUGUACUGGACAUGGAAGUCUCUGCCUGAUUCGAGGUUCCUCGAGGUAGCCCAGCUCCUCGAUGUCUGCUGGCUUGAAAUACGGGCCAGGAUUGAUGUUCGCAUGCUGUCCCCGUCGACGCUAUACGCAGCGAACAUGGUGUUCAAGUUCAACCCAGAUUCGUAUGGAUUCAAGAACCUGCCUAUUGAGGUCAGAGUUCGGCCUGUUGAUGGUGAGGCCAUAUUGGAGCGAACUGUUUAUCUGAAUCAACAGAACGGCGGCAGACGCCACCGGAUCCUCGGGAUGCAGAUGCCUCUUGGGUUGCGCGGCCACGACCACAACCUGGAGUUGCAAGAAGAUGUGCCUCGAGAAGGCAGCCAAAAGGAGAGGGAAGACGGUUGGUUGGAGAUCGAAUUGGGCGAGUUGUGCAAUGAUGGCCGUGAUGGAGAAAUGGAGUUGAGUGCCAUGCAGGUGAAACAUCCUCACUGGAAAAGCGGUUUAAUCAUAGAGGGGAUCGACAUUCGCCCUAAAGAGAGUGAUUAAAAGAGGACGGCGUCGGCAAUACUUGUAGUAUUACAGCUCGGCAGUGCCUUUUCGAAGAGUUUCACCAUGCAUAUGCACAAGAUUGUGGAAAGCUAGCUUCCCUUCUGUUUGAACCUUUUUCCAGAUCAUAAAUAAAAAAGAAAGACACGAAAAAGUCGAUUUCGAUGCCAGUCUCAUUUCCUGAUUGUAUCCACUCGGGUUUUCAUUAGAUUGUGCUUUCUGAGCAUUGCCGAGUUACAGUGAGGAGCUCGGAUGUAUUAAAUUAAGCAACUGAAUCUGUAUUUGCCGUUGUUGAUCAAAUUUUCGCAGGAACAACUGACACCGUGCUACCUCAGGGUAAGGCAGGUAAA
This is a messenger RNA of Punica granatum (pomegranate), 1284 nucleotides long. The record is from RefSeq and is a predicted model, not a curated record. NCBI's taxonomy places the organism in Eukaryota, Viridiplantae, Streptophyta, Magnoliopsida, Myrtales, Lythraceae.